AUGAGUAUCAGCUUUGCUCAAAGUAGCUCUUCUAGAGUAGGAAGUGGUGUCUCCUCCCGGCUCUCCAGGGGUGUCUAUGGAGCAUCAAGUGUUCAUGGGGGCUAUGGAAGUUCAGGGAUUUCCCAAAGCAUUCCUAGACAAAUGUCUUCUGGUUUUGGAAGUGCCCACCCUGGGUAUGGUUUUGUGUCAUCCUUUGGCAGUGGUUCUGUCCACAGUGCAGGUCAUUCCUCUUCUGGGGGAGAUGGCUUACUCUCUGGGAAUGAAAAAUAUACUAUGCAGAAUUUGAAUGACCGCCUGUCCACCUACCUAGACAGUGUUCGGUCCUUGGAGGAAUCCAACAGUGACCUUGAGCGCAAAAUCCAUGAGUGGUAUGAGAAGCAAGGUUCAGUCACUGUGCGCGAGCAGAACUAUUCUCACUACUACACAACAAUUGAUGAGUUACGUGAGAAGAUUCUCAAUGCCUCAAUUGAAAACAACCAGGUCAUUUUGGCUAUUGACAAUGCAAGAUUGGCUGCUGAUGACUUCAAACUGAAGUAUGAGAAUGAGCUCUCUUUGCGGAUGAGUGUGGAAGCGGAUAUCAAUGGUUUGCGCAAAGUACUUGAUGAGCUGACCCUUUCCAGAGCUGACCUUGAAUUGCAAAUUGAAAACCUGAAGGAAGAGCUGGCUUAUCUCAAGAAGAACCAUGAAGAGGAGAUGGGUGAGAUGGGUCAAAAGAUGAGUGGAACAGUUAAUGUGGAGAUGGAUGCUGCUCCUGGGACUGACUUAAGUAAAAUCUUGUCUGAGAUGAGAGAGCAAUAUGAAUACCUCUCAGAAAAGAACCGUCGGGAUGCUGAGGCUUGGUUUCUGACUCAGAGUGAAUCCCUUCACAAGGAGGUCGUAACCCACACAGAACAGGUGCAGAGCAGUAAGACUGAAAUCACAGAGCUCCGUCGCAAUUUGCAGAGCUUAGAAAUUGAGCUUCAAUCUCAAUACAGCACGAAAGCUGGCCUGGAGGCCUCACAAAGAGAGAUCGAGUCACGUUAUGCUGCCCAGCUAAACCACAUUCAGUCAGUGAUUAGCAGCAAUGAAGCCCAGCUGGGGGAUCUCCGCUCUGACCAGGAACGCCAGAACUUGGAAUAUAAGGCCCUCUUAGAAAUUAAGGCUCACCUAGAGGCAGAGAUUACCACUUACCGUAAACUGCUGGAGGAGCAUGACAACAUGAGUGGAACAAACAGAGAGAGUUCAGGUACCAAUGUGAGCUCCACAACCACGACCACUACCAAAGUCCACACGACUGUGAAGGAAGAGACAGCCUCAACCGACAAAAAGUGAAAAUAAGUUCAGCAAAGUUUCUUGUUCCAAGACUUCUAAAUCAAUAAACCAUUAAACAUAUGCUAGCUCUGCCCUUGUUUUAUUCUAAUGCACAAUUCUAGAAAAUGAUAUAGCUAUACAGAGCUAUGGCUUAUACAAUGUUCAUUCCUUUAUCCCAUGCAAAAAUUACAAUAAAUAUUCUGCAUUUGU
Molecule: messenger RNA, 1500 nt
Organism: Bombina bombina (fire-bellied toad)
Lineage: Eukaryota; Metazoa; Chordata; Amphibia; Anura; Bombinatoridae
Product: keratin, type I cytoskeletal 19-like
Exons: 8
Coding region: 1-1311 (436 amino acids)
Molecular function (GO): structural molecule activity
Source: RefSeq, a predicted model, not a curated record